CUCUCCCUCCCUCCCUCCUCGCUCCCCACCGUCCCCCCUUCCGACCUCCACACUUCCGUCCGCACCGUCGCUGUUGUCGCCACUGUCGUGCGCACACAUAUAUUUUGGUGGCCCCAUUCUCCCUCCCCUUCUCCCCAUCGUUUUGCUGCGCGGCCUCGAGCAUUGAGAGCGCCGUGUUGGGCUGCCUGCCGGCCGACGCGCCGCAAAUCAAAACAACACUGCGCCGGCGCCCAAAUCUCGCAACCCGCAUCUUACGCCAUCGUCAACCCUCGACAUGUUUUUCCCAGAGCAUCUGCUGUCCAAGUCGGGCCCGCUAGCCCGCGUCUGGCUGGCCGCCAAUCUCGAAAAGAAGCUUUCCAAGAAUCAGGUCCUUCAAGACAAGAUCAACGAUGAUAUCGCCGUCAUCGUCAGGCCAGAGGUCGCCGGUGGCCCAAUGGCCCUGCGUCUCAGCGGCCAACUGUUGCUGGGCGUGGUGCGUAUCUACAGCCGAAAGGCGCGCUACCUCCUCGAUGAUUGCACCGAGGCCCUGAUGAAGAUCAAGAUGGCUUUCCGCCCUGGAAACAUCGACCUGCCUGGAAAUCAGUCCCACAUCGCCAAUCCCGCCAGCUUGACCUUGCCGGAUGUCAUUACCGACAUCGAUUUGCUCGCCCCAAUGCCUGACCCUGCUCUAUUCCUGUCACAGUCCCUGCAGCAUGUUCCCACUCUAGGCUUCGAGGACACCACCGUCCCAGACUGGGACAGCAGUCAGUUCUUUUCAGGCAGCGUCGAACAACCCCGUGGAGAGCCCAUGGUGUUGGAUGACGCAGAUGUAUUGAGCUUGGACUGGAACGACGAGCCUCAUCCUGAAUUCGAUGAGGGGACUAGCAUUGAGAGAGGACGUAACGCGCCGCUUGAGCGCCGCCUUUCCGAAGACCUCGCCUCAAGCCCCAAACCCCUAGAGGAGGAUGAUCUAGGCCUGGACUGGGAUGGCGGCGAUACCAGUGCAAUCCCUGCCCCGGGGCACACCGAACUGGGAAACCUUGACGUCAGCAUGGAGGAGACCACCGAUAUUGGCCUUCCUGUAGAUGAUGCUAUUCUGCCUGAGCUGCCUGCAGAUGAGGAAGCCGUGCCCGGGUUGGAGCGCGAACGCGACACCAUCUCACCACUAUCAUCCAUUCGCUCUAGCGUUGAACGCGAUUUGGAACAGACCUACCAGCAGGAGCAUAACCUGACGGCAGUCGAGCUGGAAGAUGAAGAGCAGGAGGAGGCCGUUCGACAGACACAGAGGGCAAAGCGCAGAAGAUUGCUCCACGCCGAUGAGGAAACGCAGAUCCCCAACAGUCAAAUCAGGCAGCAACAAAACGACCGUAGCAAGAUCUUGAAACCUUCGGCAUUCCUCCCCCGUGACCCUAUGUUGCUUGCUCUGAUGCAAAUGCAGAAGACGGGCGGAUUCGUCUCCAACAUCCUUGGCGACGGCCGAAGCCGCGGUUGGGCGCCUGAGCUUAGAGGAAUCCUCUCGCUUGAGGUUGUAUCACGGCCCGGACAGAAGCGCAAGCGGGAUAGCGGUGUCGCCGAUCUGGGUUCCGAGGAAGAAGACGCCGGAGCAGGCAAAGAAAAGACCCCGCAGCUGGAGUUUGAGCAGACAGAGACAGAACUGGAUGGUGUAGCGGCACCGUUCGGUGGCGACACCUCUCUUGCCCACGAGGAGGAGGCCAUACAUCUUCCUAGUGAUGAAGGAAUUCCUGCCAUGGACGAGGAUCAUCUUGAACAGGAGGAAGCCUUUUCGCCCGUUGACCACUUCGAUGACACGACGGCACCCCUUCUCCACCCAGCUGACAGCGGACCCAUCUCCGUGGGAACUAAGCAUGCCGUGCACAUCCUUCGCGAGCGGUUCGGUCCUGAGGCUGAAUCCAACGAGUCGGAAAGACAGAAGGCCAGUGUUUUGUUCCAGGAUAUGCUCCCUGAGGCCUCCACCAGCAGGGCAGAGGCAACCAAGAUGUUCUUCGAAAUAUUGGUUCUCGCCACAAAGGAUGCCAUCAAGGUCGAACAACCGGUAGACGAACUUGGUGGACCCCUACGGAUACGCGGUAAACGGGGGCUUUGGGGUUCAUGGGCCGAGACGUCCGCGAGCGGAGAACUGGCGUCGCAGUCUGCACCAGAAGCUUCCGCUGCUGUCCCGGCCCAGGCGUAGAGACUACUCUGUGCUUUGCGGGCAUUGCUAACUUUGAUUUACUUGCGUAGGCUUUGCGGAGGCUCCGGUUGGCGUUGGCUCAAUACCCACGUGUGUCUGGCUCUCCUGUAAAAGCGGCUUUGGCGCCUGGAAGGGUUUACAUUAUUCUGGAUACAUUGCCUUUUUCAGACGGCUUCUCUUUUGCAACCGAACCUGAAUUGGUAGUGUCAGUUAGGAAUCUGAUUCUUUUGAAUAAACUCCCUCACGGAUUGCACCUGGUUGUCCAUGUACGGUAGCAUUCCAACCAU
Westerdykella ornata is the source of this 2457-nucleotide messenger RNA. RefSeq lists its product as uncharacterized. Gene Ontology annotation, molecular function: protein binding; chromatin binding. The coding region runs from base 275 to 2170 and encodes 631 amino acids. Gene Ontology annotation, cellular component: cohesin complex; synaptonemal complex. Gene Ontology annotation, biological process: mitotic sister chromatid cohesion; replication-born double-strand break repair via sister chromatid exchange; synaptonemal complex assembly. NCBI's taxonomy places the organism in Eukaryota, Fungi, Ascomycota, Dothideomycetes, Pleosporales, Sporormiaceae. The record is from RefSeq and is a predicted model, not a curated record. The transcript has 2 exons.